AUACCCCUAUAAUAUGGAAGAAAGGGCAAGAACGGAACUCACACACGAGUACAUUAAAAACAUUAGAAUUUAUUCGAUCAUUCUGAAAAUAGGUGGGUGGAACAGAUUUGAUGUUAAAGACGGCCAGAUUGUCAGCAUUUCAAGAUUCUCACAGUUCUGUUCAUUAUUAGCAAUUAUAACUGUUUCUCUCGCUGCAUACAUACUCAUUCUCCAAACAUCUAUUAUGAACAAUUAUUUAAUCUUGCCAGAAUUUAUAACAGUCAUUGAACUCGUGGUAUUGAACAAUGUAGUACUGCUGAAUAUUCAUAUUUUCAACAGACAUUCUGGAGCAAAAUUAUACAAAGAAGGAAUAGAGAUAGAUUUAUUCUUAGGAGUGACCCAAACAAAAGUUAUGAGAGAUAUUGUAAUGAAAGACAUGCUAAUUUGGUCUACCAGUAUAGCAUCAUUUGAGUUAGUGAUAUUCGCAGUCCUGAUCAUAGCAUUUUAUAAUAAAUUACCGGUGUACAUUUACUUCGUCGGCAUAGUUUACUUCCACCUACUGUUCACUUUGUGUUACGAUCAGGGGGUUCACAUGUGUUUAUAUAAAUUUCUAUGCCUGAGAGUCCACUACUUGAAUGUAGGAUUAGUGAAAAUAGCUAACUUAUAUACAGCGUAUUUAAUAGAGCAACUGAUAUCGUAUCCGUUUCAUUGGAAGAAAGAAUAUGAUAAUAAUGUGGAUUUAUCGAGGAAAGAUAGGAAAUAUUUUACUGAAAGUCUCAGGAUGGUCGAUGCUCAGGUGCGCCGCGUUCAGCACAGCUACAGGUUUAUGGUAAGUUCCAUUCAGUGUAUUCCUAUUUGUCCCCGCCCCCCCUGGACCAUAUUCAUCGGAAUAACACAGCAAACGGACAAAUUGAACAUGCAAAUUCAGCGUACUAAACUUAUAUGCACCUAUAUUCAACUAAAACCUAAUAAUUCUGAUGAACUUUUAUCACUCUCUCGAAGCAUCCUGGACACCCUGGCCGUCAGCGACUACAGGAUCUCCAUCUAUAACCUAUUUUACUUCGACCAAAGGCUUUUGUUCUCAAUCGCUACUUCAGUGUUCGUCUACAUCACUAUGCAACUGCAGCUUGCUUUUCCGAAACGCAAUAGUCCUAAUGCCGAAAAAGAAGUCAAUGGGGCCGUAGACCACGCGGCCGCCGCGGCGAAGGAUGCGAAGAACACUGCUACUAAACAAGCAGAACACGCAAAUCACGCAAUACACCCAGAACACGCAAAUCACGCAAACCACCCAGAACACGGAAAUCACGCCAUACACUCAGAACACGCCAAGCGCAACGCGAGGGACCACACUGGAGGCGCAAAGCAUGGGGGUGAAGGUGGUCAAAAGCGCGGUGCUGGAUUGGAGCGUCCCUUUACAAACAUAAUAAAAGAGGGAGAAGAAUUUGGCACAAAAAUGGCAGAUCAAGGAGUUAAAGUACUAACAGAUUUAUUCGGACUUUUCAACGUUUAA
Cydia splendana is the source of this 1489-nucleotide messenger RNA. RefSeq lists its product as uncharacterized. Lineage: Eukaryota; Metazoa; Arthropoda; Insecta; Lepidoptera; Tortricidae. The record is from RefSeq and is a predicted model, not a curated record. The transcript has 6 exons. Bases 14 to 1489 code for a protein of 491 amino acids.